AUGUCACAUUCACCAUCUCUCGAUGACAGGCGCGACUACGACGAUGCCCAAAGAGGCUUCAUCGCCGCCUUAACUCCCGGGAUCAUCAAGAACGCCAAGGGGGAAGUGGUAUGGAACAUCGAUGAAUAUGCAUUCCUCGAGAAGGACUGUCCCCCGACGGCCCACAAGCACCUCUGGAGACAAGCCCAACUCAUCGCCAAGCAGGGCUUGUUCGAAAUCAAGCCCGGCAUCUACCAAGUGCGAGGCCUAGACCUCUCCAACAUAACCAUCGUCGAAGGCGAGAAAGGCAUCGUGGUUAUCGAUCCGCUCAUCUCGUGCGAGUGCGCCGCGGCGGCAUUGCAGCUCUACCAGACUCACCGGGGUAAAGGCAGGCCCGUGACGGGGCUGAUUUAUUCUCACUCUCACGCGGACCAUUACAUGGGCGCCGCGGGAGUCCUACCCGAGGGUUGGAAGAACGAUGGUAGUAUCCCGAUUAUUGCACCGGAGGGCUUCAUGGAGUCCGCUAUAAGCGAGAACAUCCUCUGUGGGCCGUCUAUGAUGAAACGCGCUGUGUUCAUGUACGGCACCGCCAUCCCCCGGUCUCCAACGGGACAGAUUGGAGUCGGACUGGGCUUGGGUACUAGUACAGGGUCGACGUCUCUCAUUCCCCCGAACGUGCUGAUAAAGAAGACGGGGGAAGAGCUUGUUGUUGACGGCGUGCGCAUCAUCUUCCAGAUGGUGCCUGGGACUGAAGCGCCGGCGGAGAUGAAUUUCCAGUUUCCCGAUUUCGGAGCUCUCUUAAUCGCCGAGACGGCUACUAACUGCCUGCAUAAUAUCGCCACCCUUCGAGGAGCCGAAAUACGAGAUGCAAAGGCAUGGUCGAGCUACCUCGACGAAGCAAUUGUGCUCUUCGGAGAAACGUCAGACGUCGUCUUUGGAAGCCAUCAUUGGCCUACAUGGGGCCGGAAAGAGCUCAUCACUAGGCUGUCUGAGCAGCGAGACCUGUACGGAUAUCUGCACGACCAGACCGUACGCAUGAUGAAUCUAGGGAUGACGGGGGUGGAGAUUGCCGAGAAGAUACAAUUGCCGCCGGCACUCUCGCGGGCAUGGCAUUGCCGAGGCUUCUACGGUUCGGUAAGCCAUAACGUCAAGGGCAUCUAUCAAAAAUACAUGACCUGGUUCGACGGCAACCCAGCCCAUAUAUGGCAAUAUCCCCCGGCGGAGGAAGGAAGAAGAUACGUCGAGUGCAUGGGAGGCGUUGACAGUCUCUGCGACAAGGCCGAGCAAUUCCUGAGCAAGGGCGACGCCCGGUUCGCAGCGACGCUGCUCGCCCACGCUGUGGCGGGAUACCCUGAUCACGCAAGCUCCAGGCUGAGGGAUCUCCUGGCCUCCGCGUACGAGAACCUAGGCUACGGCUCCGAAAACGGAACGUGGCGCAACUUUUACCUGACGGGGGCUCUGGAGCUGAGGACCGGUAGACGAGUCGGCCAGGAUACGGAUUGGAGUACGCCCGGGACGCAUCUGUCUGUUGAGCAGUGGUUUGACGUCAUUGCUGUGCGGCUGAAUAGCGAGAAGGCUGCCGAGGCAUCGUUUACGAUUGAUUUUGAUGUUACGGAUGUUAAGAAGAAGUGGCGGCUUAUAGUGAGCAAUGGUGUACUGACGCGACGGUUGCUCGAGGCUGGAGGAGGGGACGGGUUCGACCUGAGGUUGGUUUUGACGCGGGAUCAGCUAGGGCAGAUACUGCAGGAAACGAAUCAAGCUCCUUCUCCGCCUGCACACAUCGAGGAAACAACCACUCGGAGGGCCCUUUGGUCACGCCCCCUCAACAACCACCAGACUCUGCCCCAGUUGUGCCCCCCUCCCGCCGCCACCACGUCGUCCCACGACUCCUCCGGCGCCGCCCCCGGUGAAGGGCCGGCAUCCGCACCCACCACAUCCCCCACCUCCCCGCGCUUCCACCGCCCCAUCCUCCAAUCCAUGCCCGACACCCGCCAGCAAUCCUUCGACGAGAUCUACGGGCCCCCCGAAAACUUCCUCGAGAUCGAGGUCCGCAACCCCCGCACCCACGGCGUCGGCCGCCACAUGUACACCGACUACGAGAUCGUCUGCCGCACCAAUAUCCCGGCCUUCAAGCUGCGCCAGUCCACCGUGCGCAGGCGCUAUUCCGACUUUGAGUACUUUCGCGAUAUUCUCGAGAGGGAGAGUGCGAGGGUGACCAUUCCGCCGUUGCCGGGGAAGGUGUUUACGAAUCGGUUUAGCGAUGAUGUUAUUGAGGGCAGGAGGGCGGGGUUGGAGAAGUUUUUGAAGAUUGUGGUUGGGCAUCCGCUUUUGCAGACGGGGAGUAAGGUUUUGGCUGCUUUUGUGCAGGAUCCAAACUGGGAUAGGAAUGCCUGGUGA
Scedosporium apiospermum is the source of this 2376-nucleotide messenger RNA. RefSeq lists its product as uncharacterized. Gene Ontology annotation, biological process: dodecyl sulfate metabolic process. NCBI's taxonomy places the organism in Eukaryota, Fungi, Ascomycota, Sordariomycetes, Microascales, Microascaceae. The coding region runs from base 1 to 2376 and encodes 791 amino acids. The transcript has 6 exons. The record is from RefSeq and is a predicted model, not a curated record. Gene Ontology annotation, molecular function: phosphatidylinositol-3-phosphate binding; protein dimerization activity; linear primary-alkylsulfatase activity.